UUUCGCCGGGAUUGGCCAUAUUCUGUCGUAUUGGCGAUAAAAAAAAACAGCUCAAAUUGAUGCGAUCACCACCUGCCAGUUGCAGUGGUGCUGUUGGGGUUGAUGGCGCGGUCGGUGGUUGUGGUAAGAGGUGGCCAUACAAAUAGUAUCGGGUCAAAGACAUCGCGAAGUGCAUCGCAUCGCGUCAUGGUGAUGUCGCAUUUGAUCAAAGCGGCGCCGUUUAGGGGUUUGUGCGGCUUCCAGUAUGCGAUAGGAAGGAAGGAACGGCCGUCCCACCCCAAUCAGCGAGCCGUCUGCUCAGGUAGCCACAAACUCCCGUCUCUCGGAAUUUUCCUGGCAACAACUGCCUACCGACGCGUUCUUCUACCCUAUCACAAACCAAAUUUCCAUUCAAACGCCAUCAGAAGUGCCAACAGCGUGAAGAUGUCCGACCAACCGAAGGGUCUGAAGUCGCGCCGCCUUCACAAUACGGCACGCAAGCAACAUCUAUCGGCGCAGAAGCCGGAGUCUCAGUCUGGUGACAGUGGCACGGGGCCGAGGCAGUUGGCAUCCUCUGCUUUUGACGACGAUACCCAUUCCGCGAGCCCACAAGACCCAGAAAUCCUACCUGAUGUGCCGAUCUAUGGUAUUGAGAGCGCCGAUGGUAUUGGCGACACUGAUUUCGAUGAUGACCAUCUGUUCCCCCAAUCAGAUACCGAUUCUGGUAACGAAGAAGCCAUCGUUGAUGUCGACGCGCUUCGAGCCGGCGGCAUUGAAAAUGCGACGUCACAUACUCUUCGACCCCAAUUCGAUAUGAGCGAUGUCCUUGGAGCUGGCGAAUACGAAGAGUGCAUUUGGGUCGGAGAGGCUCAGCCAACUGAAAAUCUUCCGUUCGAUGAUGAAGGAAUACUGCCCGAGGAAGAUGACCGAGAGUCCACCAGCCAACACGGUUCACCGAUGCGAUAUACCGACAUCGAAGACACAUCGGUAUUGGUUCCGAUGCGCCAGAACAAGUCGAUCGAGACAUCCAGCUUCGAGAAGGCUCUUGCGACCUUUGCCGAUUUGGUUGGUCUAAGCCGCCAAGAUUGGGCAUCCCUUCGGGAGGUGCUUUUCUUGAUCCGCGACAAAGAUGGCAGUGUCCCUUCAGUGAUACAGAGCCUCCCGAAACAGCUCUCGACACUCCGAGACCGUAUUCGCCGCCGGAUGCCGAUGAUGAAUAUGCGCGAGGCCGACAUCCCUCUAAACAUCUUGAAGCUACCGACAAUGCCAGCCAGUUUGAAGCUCGAGGAGCGUCGCAAGGUUGAAAUCGCACGGGCUCAGGCAGAAAGCAGAAGUGCAGCCCUCACUGCUACCAGAGCAGCGACCAGGAUCUCCCGCGAUAAAGGUAAGCACAGCACCGAAGCACGAAACGCGGUAGCAGCAGCAGAGAAGGCUAAGAGCCAGUUGGACAGCCUCCGACAAAAGCACGGUGAUAUCAGCCUCAAGGACCUUCCGAGGGUGACGAUGCGGCUAACGUUUUUCGACCCUAUCACCGUUUUUAAGAACAUCAUCGCAUCCGAUAUCCUAGGCAGGAUACAUACAGGCCCAGGCUUGUUCGUCGACAAACCUCGCGAGUUGUUUCAUUCGCACGCUUGGCUGUCCUCGGUCCGUAGCACAUCGGGCUUUUACGCACAUGUCAUCAUCGACGGCAUACAAGGACCGGCCAUCUUCCCUUCCGAUUGGGUAUACUUCCGAUGUACAUCAGAGAACUGCGUCUGGAAUUGCCGCGACAUCGGGGACGACUCUGACGACAUUGUCAAUCUACAUAUCGGCCGGGUCUAUGGUGUUGGGCUCGAUCACCGCGAAGAUCCAUGCACACAACUUCGAAACCAGAUGUGCCUACAGAUUCAGGAGGCAUACCGACUUGGCGACCACCGACUCGCAAACAUUGAAAUCACACCACCACAGACCGACCGGGAGUUGGUACUGUCAGCGAACCUGGUUUAUGUUCCGGAGACCAGUGUAUUUGGGCAUCUCCAUGUGUACAUUGACCACCACACUGGCGAGGAACACGAAGAUCCUGGCUGGAAGCCGCCCCGACGUACGAAAGGACCACCUCCGGAGCCUCUGCCCAAGUACGUCAGGCCGGUAUUCGCGAGGGUACGUAGGGAGGAUGAGUGGUACGAGUGUCGGCGCAUUCUGGUCAAGAAGGAAGUUCUCCCGCUCUGUCGGACGCAUUCAAUCCGUGCAGAGCUCGAACUCCAGCAUUUUGGUCGACAUGUAUUUGAGCGCGAGUGGGAUCAGGCCAAGAACGAUAUGCCCGUCGUCUCCCUUCCCCACCUCGAUUUCAUUGAUGGUUUCGGUGUGUUCCAAAAUUCGUACCGGACUUUGAUGGGGUUUUACUUCACGCCAGCAGGACUUGGUGAAGAGGAACGUCUUCGACCAGGCAGUAUUUUUCCGAUUGUACUUGGGCCUCAUGCAUCUGACUUCGGCGAUGUCAUAAAAGCGCUCAAGACGAUGGCGCAUCUCGACGCCGGUAUCGUCAUGACUAUCCGUGACGAAACCGUCCGUGUCUGCGCAUUUGCGAUGUGUUACAUUGGUGAUAUGCCUCAACAAGCCGAGAACUCCGGAUUCAAAGGCCCACGAGCACACAAGUUCUGCAGAUGCUGUUUCGCGGCCUCCGGCCAAUGCGCCGUCAAUCCCGAUGUCAUGCU
Messenger RNA from Parathielavia appendiculata, 2672 nucleotides. RefSeq lists its product as uncharacterized. The record is from RefSeq and is a predicted model, not a curated record. The transcript is spliced from 3 exons. NCBI's taxonomy places the organism in Eukaryota, Fungi, Ascomycota, Sordariomycetes, Sordariales, Chaetomiaceae. The annotation marks the transcript as partial.